UACCUUGUUAACUGUGGCUUUUAUAUUUUGCCUGACAGUGACAGUCUUAUCUGAGCGUUACGUUAGCUUAAUUUCACUGGUGAUUUGAACAUCAUUCAAUUCAUUUUUCAUCUCAAAACAAUCUGUGGAAGAUGGCAAGUGGACAUGAUGAAGAACUGGGCCCAGCAGUGUUUGAUGCAGCUUCCACAGGGGACGUUCAGCGACUUCGGUCUCUGAUGCAUUUCAAGAGGGCCAGCAGGGUGAGAGGUGCCCUGUUAUGGAGGGAUCCAUUUGACCGCACUCCCCUCAUGGCAGCCGCAGCCGCCGGCCAUACAGACAUGGUGAGAGUUCUAGUAGAAGAAUACGGCACUGACAUUGAGGAAUCAAAGUUCAAUGACUACACCAAUGAGGAGCUCACUCCUUUAGUUUAUGCUGCCAACGUUGGGCAUCACAAGACAGUUGAAGUUCUCUUGAAGAACCGUGCAAGGGUGAAUCAUGCUUUCCCUUUGCACAGAGCAUGCUUUGCGAGUUCCACUGGAAACGUUGAGUGUGUCAAGCUCCUCAUAGCACAUGGGGCAGACGUGAACAGGAAGUACAUCUGCAGUCAGGAAGACGGAGAAAUGACGGAUGAGAGCACACCUCUUGCUGUUGCGAGUGAACAAAUGUGCACCAACAUCGUGGAGUAUCUCUUGCAGAAGGGAGCCGAUCCGAACAUCCCGGACAAACAUGGGAAUCUGCCGAUGCAUUCAGCGUUCAGUGCCAUGUGGAAUCAGCAUUCAGAGAUGAGAUGCAGAGGAGGUUGUGUUAAAGAUGGUGAAAGGAUCAUCAGGAUGCUUGUGGAGCAUGGGGCAAGCCAGGUACAGAAUGCAAUGGGCUUGACACCCAUCAUGAUAGGAGCAUUGACUGGAAAUCUCUUAGGGGUCUAUAACAGUACAGGAAUCAUGAAAAAUCUGUCACAUGAAAAAACAGUAGAAGCCCUUGAGCUGAUGGCAUCGCACUUUUUCCUUAAAGAGAGACACCAGAUAGGGCUGGAUACUCUGGCCAAGGCACUCACCUCACCACACGAGAAACCCAAGGGUGUAACUGAUGAAAGAUCCCCAUACGGUGACUUCUGUGAGCCAGUAAACCAGGAGGAACUAGACGGGAUUCGAUCCAAUGAAACCUACCUCCAGGUGAUCUCACUCAUUAUCCGGGAACGAAUUCUGUCCAAGGAAGGUCAGAAGAACUACCUUUGGCAGGCCAUUAGAGACUUUGUAGACCGAUGUAGACCUACCCCGGAAGGUAAAAGCUUGGCACUUCGGGCACUACGACACGAAACAAAUCUAGAAAUGGAGUCCGGGUUCUUCUGCGGCUUUGCUGUCGAAAGUAUGAACAGAUUGCUGGAUCCUAAUCAAGUUUGCCUUGCAGACAGUAACCUAGAGGAGAUUGUGGUCCUUCUAAAAUUAGCAGCAAUAAAUUUGUCCCCUGAUGUCAGUGAGAUGACGCCUGAAAGACGAAAGGAAGCUGUCCAGUACCACAGGUACAAGUCAACAAAUAUCCUUGUUUUGCUCGCUAUCUAUGCAAACCACCCGCAGCUGAAUGAUGAAGACAAGGAACUUCUCCUCACAUUGGUGCACCAGUUUGUCAUGGCAUAUCAGAUGACGAUAGAUGUCAUGCGGCAUCUUCAUGAAGCAGAGAGAGCCUCUGCUGAGGAGGGUCCAGAGGGUGCAUCGGUAGUACGACAUCCCAAACGGAAUGCAGGAUUACCUGUCAUUCAUAUGUACUACCCUGUAGUGGCCCGCCGCAGGCCAGUAGACGAAAAAAACAUCAAGGAGCGCCUGGUGACCAUGCUGCUUAAGUGCGGUGCAGACCCAUGUCAGGUGAACAUGGAAGGCUACAAUGCUCUCCACUUUCUGGUAAAGAAGUGUCCAGCUUCUAAGCAGACGGAUACAUUCCGGAACAACAUUGUGGUUCCUUUAGCCGAAUGGGGUUGCCCUAUCCUCAAGAGGAAUCCUGAAACGGGUAGCAGUGUUAUCGAGGACUGUAGCAAUCCAGACACCAAGCAACUCUUGAAAGACUUAGCGUUGCCACCCCUCUUGAAUCUCUGCGGCCGAGUGAUCCGCAAGAAUAAGAUUCCGUACCGAAGGAGCGUCCCCGUUACCGUUGCAGCUGCCCUUGACAUGGACGUGUGAUUGGUCAAGGUAACCAAACAAAGCAAUAAAGAUUGAUAGUGCCACUUUAUGGACUUUUUGAACAUCAAAGUAUUCCUAUCCAUAUACAUUUUCUAUAAUUCCUACCAGAUAUUAAUUAGAAGAGUAGAGUUUGUUUAUACAGUGCCACUCCCAGGCCUUCUUGAACUAUGAAGUUAUGAAAAAUGUUAUGACAAGUUAUGACUUUAUUUAAAUGUAUCGAACAUUUGUUGACUUUACUCAUAUUCAAAUAUUCAAAAUUUUGACCCGGUAGUGACCUUGCCUUCAUUAGUCUCUCUCGGCCUCAUGCUUUAGUUUGCUACUUGAUGUUAAAAGUGAGAGUCCAGAAAAAUGGGAUGAAUAGGAACCCAAGGAGAAGAAAAAAAUAUGACUUUCUUUUUCUCCAGGAGUGAAGCAUACAUGUACGUUCAUUUUUGUAUAUAUAUUUUUUUAUUGCAACCAAAAUACUGUACAUGUAACAGAAUACCCAAAAAAAUAUUGAACAAGACGAUAAACAAUGAACAAUCAAAAUCGAGGCUGGAUUUAGCAAUCCAAAACAACUGAAAUGUGCAUGUUAAAUAAUUUCAACCUCCAUUUGCUAUCAUGGUAAAUCACUUGAAUGUAUAAUGACCAAAA
This is a messenger RNA of Strongylocentrotus purpuratus (purple sea urchin), 2783 nucleotides long. RefSeq names its product protein fem-1 homolog B-like. Gene Ontology annotation, cellular component: ubiquitin ligase complex. Gene Ontology annotation, molecular function: protein binding. Bases 132 to 2150 code for a protein of 672 amino acids. The record is from RefSeq and is a predicted model, not a curated record. NCBI's taxonomy places the organism in Eukaryota, Metazoa, Echinodermata, Echinoidea, Camarodonta, Strongylocentrotidae. Gene Ontology annotation, biological process: ubiquitin-dependent protein catabolic process. The transcript is spliced from 2 exons.